CUUGCUGAAUCUGUGGCUGAACAUGUUCCUAAGCCACCUCAACUUAGCUUAGAGGGGAUGAGAAGGACUGUCCAUGAUAGCUUUCAGCUUCCCUCUCAUCCUCUUCUUAGUUACUGUCUCCACACUGUCCAGCUCCAUCCCCACCACACAGCUGGCCUUCCUCAUCAGCUUGCCCAGUUUGUUGGCACUAGAAGUCCAACAAGUCAUGGUUGGCCAUAAUAUCUACGGGCUGCAGCCAAUGGGAACGCUUCUCUGUCAGCGUGCAUCCUCACAGGACCAAUCAUACCACCUCAGAAUCUUCCGCCGAAACAUGGAUGCAGCAGGAGAACGGAGGAGACGCGGAACCCGGAAGUCGACGCCAACCGUCCCCGCUAUGGACUCCGUCCACUUCCCACAAUAGACAUUUAUGGAGCUUCCGGACCCAUUUGACGGAUUUUUCGGUGCCCCAGAGUAUUUCCUGGUAGACUGUCAAUACUACUUCGCCAGUCUGUUAGACUAGACCCGAAGCCAGAGGAGAAGCAAUGGCUCCGAUUUAUGUGGUCCCGGUUCUUUGGACCGGCCCGUCAAUGGGUUCAGCUCAAACUGGAGAAGCACUGUAGGAACCUGGAUGGUGUAGAACAGUUUGUGGGGGAAUUCAUAUUGCGAUUCGGGAGUCCGGAGGCGAAGGAGGAGCUAGAACAACUUCUCAGGGGUGUAAGUCUGGAAGGCGAACCUGCCCUGCCGUUUACCCACUACUACAGGCAAUGUCAUACAGAGCUCAACCCUGAGAUCCAAGCCAAGCCUCCAGUCAGGAAAGUCCAAGUCCCAGUCAAGUCUCACGUCCCUGAUGUCCAAGUCAAGUCUCACGUCCCUGAGCGCCAGGUCAAGUCUCACGUCCCUGAGCGCCAGGUCAAGUCUCACGUCCCUGAGCGCCAGGUCAAGUCUCACGUCCCUGAGCGCCAGGUCAAGUCUCACGUCCCUGAGCGCCAGGUCAAGUCUCACGUCCCUGAGCGCCAGGUCAAGUCUCACGUCCCUGAGCGCCAGGUCAAGUCUCACGUCCCUGAGCGCCAGGUCAAGUCUCACGUCCCUGAGCGCCAGGUCAAGUCUCACGUCCCUGAGCGCCAGGUCAAGUCUCACGUCCCUGAGCGCCAGGUCAAGUCUCACGUCCCUGAGCGCCAGGUCAAGCCUCCAGUCCCUGAGCGCCAGGUCAAGCCUCCAGUCCCUGAGCGCCAGGUCCAGCCUCCAGUCCCUGAGCGCCAGGUCCAGCCUCCAGUCCCUGAGCUCCAGGUCCAGCCUCCAGUCCCUGAGCUCCAGGUCCAGCCUCCAGUCCCUGAGCUCCAGGUCCAGCCUCCAGUCCCUGAGCUCCAGGUCCAGCCUCCAGUCCCUGAGCUCCAGGUCCAGCCUCCAGUCCCUGAGCUCCAGGUCCAGCCUCCAGUCCCUGAGCUCCAGGUCCAGCCUCCAGUCCCUGAGCUCCAGGUCCAGCCUCCAGUCCCUGAGCUCCAGGUCCAGCCUCCAGUCCCUGAGCUCCAGGUCCAGCCUCCAGUCCCUGAGCUCCAGGUCCAGCCUCCAGUCCCUGAGCUCCAGGUCCAGCCUCCAGUCCCUGAGCUCCAGGUCCAGCCUCCAGUCCCUGAGCUCCAGGUCCAGCCUCCAGUCCCUGAGCUCCAGGUCCAGCCUCCAGUCCCUGAGCUCCAGGUCCAGCCUCCAGUCCCUGAGCUCCAGGUCCAGCCUCCAGUCCCUGAGCUCCAGGUCCAGCCUCCAGUCCCUGAGCUCCAGGUCCAGCCUCCAGUCCCUGAGCUCCCGUUCAAGGCUGCUGACACGCACAGCCAGGCCCUGCUCACGCCACAGGCUGCUGACACGCGCAGCCAAGCCCUGCUCACGCCACAGGCUGCUGACACGCGCAGCCAAGCUCUGCUCACGCCACAGGCUGCUGACACGCGCAGCCAAGCUCUGCUCACGCCACAGGCUGCUGACACGCGCAGCCAAGCUCUGCUCACGCCACAGCCCGCCUGUUCAGCUGAGGACGCCGCUCAGCCUCCCUGUUCAGCUGUGGACAUCGCUCAGCCUCCCUGUCCAGCUGAGGUCGUCGCUCAGCUUUCAUGCUCCGCUGAGGAUUUCGCUCAGCCCGCCUGCCCGGCUGUGGACGUCGCUCUGCCUUCAUGCUCCGCCGAGGACUUUGCUCAGCCUGCCUGCCCGGCUGUGGAUGUCGCUCCGCUUCCCUACGCCGCCAAGAACACCGUGCAGUUUCCUGGCUCUGCCUGGGACAUUCAGUCCAGGGGGCCGGGUCCGCCAAUUAAAUGGGAUGACUCAUGGCACUCCGGGAGGAGUGCCUUUAGGGGGGGGUUCUGUCACGAUUCCCCCUUGAAGCAGCGUGCUCGAAGCGCGAAUGCGCGAGCACCUGCUUUUCGGCUGUUGACCGUAGGGACAUCGGAACACGUGGGUUUUGUUUAUGUCUGUCAUGUCUCCUCCCUGUUCCGUCAUUGGCUGGGAAGUCACGUGUGUCCGGAUUACCCUCAGCUGUUAGCAGUUGCGAGGGUAAUCAUGUCCGCAUAUAUACCGCGCGCUUCCCAGCACACAACGCGGAAGAUUAAAUUCCUGCCUAGCCCCGUGUAUACCUGUUUGCCAAUCGCCUGACCUCUUGCCUGUUUAUGAAUUACGUCUUGGAUCACGUUUUGGAUUUGUCUGCCUGUCUGUCUUCUAAAUAAACACUGUUCAUCCUGCGCUUGCAUCCGCCUUAUCUCUGCCCCGUCACGAUUUGUGACACAAGGAGAAAAUUAAAUUAGAAAAUUAAUUAACAUGAAGCAGAGGUGGCCUGAACACAACCCCAAAGCAUCCACAAAGCAAAGAUUUUAAGUUAUUAAGCUUUAAAAUCUAUAAUAUUAUUUUUCAGAUCUUAUGAUAAUUCAUAAUAUACAACCAUUGAUUCAAUUAUAAUAAGAUUAUUUCUUGAUUAAAAAGUAAUGAGCAUAUCAGACUUUACACAUAUUAUAUGGUGAAUGAGAUAACCUACAGUAUCAGCACUUAUCACUGGCUUUUUGCUUCACAAACACAUUUCCAUCACUCAUCAAUUUCUAGCUCAGUUUGGUAUCAUUUGCCAUGCUGUGCCCUAUGAUUUUUUUUCAAUCUACAACAAAAAGAACACAAAUAAAUUGGAUAGCAUAUAAUCAAAGAUCAAAGGUCAAAGCUAGGAUGCAAAAUGUAUGACAUCAAAGUUAUGCUGAUGUACAAGUAGGUUGUAGAAUGAUACAAAGGACUGAAGUUGACAACCUUGGGUUCAUUGAACUGGUUUGAACUUGAAUUGAACUUUACAUUACUUUAGAGGGAAACACUUUUAUACUUGGCAUCAUUUGGAAAUUUUCAGAGGAAGUAUACAGGUUUCUGUUCUAAAUAAUAAUGUACUGGUACUACAGAAACAAAUCUUAGAAAGGCAAUUUUUAGUCAGAUGUUUCAAUAAAAUGAUCAGAAUUU
This is a messenger RNA of Ictalurus punctatus (channel catfish), 3444 nucleotides long. RefSeq lists its product as uncharacterized. The coding region runs from base 535 to 2610 and encodes 691 amino acids. The transcript is spliced from 4 exons. NCBI's taxonomy places the organism in Eukaryota, Metazoa, Chordata, Actinopteri, Siluriformes, Ictaluridae. The record is from RefSeq and is a predicted model, not a curated record.